Heterobasidion irregulare TC 32-1 is the source of this 219-nucleotide messenger RNA. Its product is annotated as copper chaperone. NCBI's taxonomy places the organism in Eukaryota, Fungi, Basidiomycota, Agaricomycetes, Russulales, Bondarzewiaceae. Gene Ontology annotation, cellular component: cytosol. Gene Ontology annotation, molecular function: metal ion binding; copper chaperone activity. The record is from RefSeq and is a predicted model, not a curated record. Bases 1 to 219 code for a protein of 72 amino acids. Gene Ontology annotation, biological process: copper ion transport. The transcript is spliced from 5 exons.
AUGUCCGAACACUCCUACAGAUUCGAUGUCAAGAUGACCUGCGGCGGCUGCUCUGGAGCUGUCGAGCGUGUUCUGAAGAAGGCUGAAGGUGUCAGCUCGUACGAUGUCAGCCUCGAGAAGCAGGAAGUCCUUGUGAAAGGUACUAUUGGCUACGAUGACCUUUUGGAGAAAAUCAAGAAGACCGGCAAGGAGGUUCGCUCUGGCGAGACUCUUGAGUGA